Messenger RNA from Quercus robur (English oak), 1524 nucleotides. RefSeq lists its product as uncharacterized. The record is from RefSeq and is a predicted model, not a curated record. The coding region runs from base 1 to 1524 and encodes 507 amino acids. The transcript has 4 exons. Lineage: Eukaryota; Viridiplantae; Streptophyta; Magnoliopsida; Fagales; Fagaceae.
AUGGCAGCCGAACCAAUGGGACAAGAUGAAACUGCGCAACAACCGGCUAAAGGUCCAAAUGAUGGUGCACAAAAGUUUUACAAAAUGAUAGAUGAUGUGGACAAACCUUUAUAUGCUGGUUAUGCUAAGUUGCCAAAGGACCAUUAUGAGGCUAAGGAGAUAGUCCGAGAUUUGGGUUUCAAUUAUGAGAAGAUCCAUACUUGUCCCAAUGAUUGUAUCUUAUUUUGGAAGGAUAAUGUUAACCUCGAGGCGUGUCCUUGUUGCAAAGAAAGUAGGUGGAAAAUGAAUGAGGCAUCUGUUACAGGUAAUAAUGCCUUAUCCAAUAAGGGAAAGAAGAAAGCCGCAAAGAUCCUACGGUGGUUCCCCUUAAAGCCAAGAUUGCAACGACUGUUUUUAUCACCCGACUUGGCUAGUUCUAUGAAAUGGCAUGUUAAUGGUCAUAUAGAUGAUGGGGUAAUGCGGCAUCCUGCUAACCCGGAUGCAUGGAAAAUGUUUGACACCACGUAUUUACAGUUCUCGUCUGAGCCUCAUAAUGUCAGACUUGGAUUAGCUGCGAAUGGGUUUAACCUCUUCGGAAUUAUGAGUACUACUCACAACACUUGGCUUGUCAUGCUAGUCCCUUACAAUCUCCCACCUUGGCUGUGCAUGAAAUGGUCGUCCUUGAUUCUAUCACUACUUAUUCCUGGUCCUACAUCGCUAGGUAUUGCGAUAGAUGUGUACUUGCAACCCUUAGUAGAAGAACUUAGGGAAUUAUGGGAUGUUGGAGUAGAAGCGUUUGAUGCAUCUUCAAAAAAUGUUUUUCAAUUGCGUGCGGCAUUGAUGUGGACCGUACAUUAUUUUCCUGUAUACAUAGAUGUGUCGGGUUGGAGUACGAAGGGACAUAGGCGAUGGUUGGAUAGUGAUCACAAAUUUUGGGAUGAAGAUACGUUAUUUGAUGGAUCUACUGAUAUGCGAGUGACUCCUAUGGCACCAGUUGCAUCAGACAUACUUGUGGAUACUGGAAAUUUAGUUAGACAGAAGAAUAUGAUGGACAAUAUACUUGGCACGGUGCUGAGCAAGAAGGACUGGACAAAGGAUAAUUAUAAGGCACGCCUUGACUUCGCAGACAUGGGAAUAAGGAGUGAACUCCACCUACGGCGAAAAGGUGAUGAUAAGUAUAUGAUACUGCCAGCGUGUUUUCAUAUGACUCCAUCAAAGAAAGAUGGUUUCUUACAAGUUUUAUGGGAUGUAAAAGUGCCUGAUGGAUAUGCUUCCAACAUCUCACGCCGUGUCAAUCUGAAAGAAUGCAAGAUUUCUGGUUUAAAGAGUCACGAUAAUCACAUCUUGAUGCAACAACUUCUUCCAAUCACUUUACGAAGAUCUUUGUCAUCGCACAUUACUGGGCCUUUGAUAAAGUUAGCUUGUUUCUUCAGAAAAAUUUGUUCCAAAACCCUUACGGUUUCAGAGAUUGAGAAUGAUGAGGCAGAGAUUGCAGUCACAUUGUGUGAAUUGGAAAAGAUAUUUCCUCCAUCUUUUUCAUUGUGA